Messenger RNA from Columba livia (rock pigeon), 3479 nucleotides. RefSeq names its product phospholipase A2 group X (gene PLA2G10). The transcript is spliced from 6 exons. Gene Ontology annotation, molecular function: calcium ion binding; phospholipid binding. NCBI's taxonomy places the organism in Eukaryota, Metazoa, Chordata, Aves, Columbiformes, Columbidae. The record is from RefSeq and is a predicted model, not a curated record. Gene Ontology annotation, biological process: arachidonate secretion; phospholipid metabolic process; lipid catabolic process. The coding region runs from base 2463 to 2930 and encodes 155 amino acids.
AUUGGCUGAGUGCCUCGGCCCGCCCCCUUUUUUCCUUUCAGCCGGCUGCAGAGCCCGCUCCAGGCCUUUCCGGCGCUCCGUGUGAGCGGCGGCACACGAAUGGGUGAACAGACAGACACGGGCGCGCCCGCCAGCUGCCGCCGCCCGGGAGGCCGCUCCGGGCUGCCCGGUGCCGCGGGCCUCCAACCCGCCCAUCGGCUCUCCCGGAAGCGGCCUGACGUGGGCAACCUGCUCGCGGCGCCCCAUGGGAGGCUUCGCGCCCAGUGACGUCACCCUCCCCGUCCGCUCCGGCACGGGGGGGGCACUGCGCAUGCUCUGAGCGGAGCCUCCCGCCAGUCCGGUGCGCGUGCGCCCCGCGCGGCAGCCGCCGGUGAGGGGACGAGGGGCUGAGGCGGCGGGACGGACGGAGCCCGGGACGGAGCCCCGGACGCGCUGGCGGCCUCAGCCCCGCCGGGACCGGGAGGGGCGGCAAGCAGCAAAGUCACAAUCCCAUGGACCAGCAGAGGGCAAAAGUCCCAGCGGCGCUUCCUGGGCUGCCCGCCUGGCCCGGCCCGUGGUUUGGAGGAGCUGGAUCCCAGGGGGCCGCUACAAGUUUAUGUCUGACCCGACUCCAACAAAAAUUAGGAAGGACCAGUGACAACACUGAUGGCUGACACAGAUCCUGUUCGCUAGUGCUCUGGGCUGUCUCUGAGGAAACACGUUGGUAUCUGUGGGCUGCUGUGUCCGGAACGCCCGACAGACGGACAGAAGGACCAGCUGCGUCACAUCAUGGCACCUCGUGUCACAAGUACUUGGUGUCGACCAGCAGAAGCUCACGUCACAGCAACCCCCCAACAGCCUCUUCCUGUGCAGAACACGAGUUCUCCAGCUGGAACCCCUUCCUUCGGCUCUGUCACGGGUCUGCACGGAUACCGCGCCGUUCCUGGCGUUCUGCGCGGGGCUGCGCAAAGCGGGAUCGGGUGUGCGAAGCGGGAUCGGGUGUGCGAAGCGGGAUCGGGUGUGCGAAGUGGGAUCGGGCGCGCAAAGCGGGAUCGGGCGCGCAAAGCGGGAUCGGGCGCGCGACUGCCUCUCAACAUCUGACCUCAAACUGAGGAGCUCCCACAUCUACCCCACGCUUCCCUGACCAGUGCCAACACAAACAUAUUUCAGACAGUGUGGAUUAAUGAGAGCAUAAUAAAACCAAAUCUGCCUGUGCAUGCUUUUUGUCUUUUGGAGUCACACCACGUAUGAUUUUCUACUUCUGAUUAACAAGGAAUAAUAUAAAGCAGAAAUCAGAGUGUUUGAAUGCAAAAGUAGAGUUAUCCUUUAUAUGCGUAUGAAAAAAACAUGUUAUUUCUUUAAUGAAAAUACCAUUCACUACAAAAAAACCACCAGCUGCUCUCCAAUAGGAAGAUGACAUGGCCAAGAACAAGGUCUUGAUAAGUCCUGUAAAAAAACGUUGGUUUUAUCUAUCUUUCCUUACCCCAGCAGUGCAAGCCUCAAUGGGAUCCAACGGGGGUCAUACCCUGGAAUUUAAUAAUGCCAAGUUAGAAAAGAAAAAGGCAAAUAAAAUAAAACACACACACACCAAAAAAUAAUACCCAAAAUGUCAGGGGUCCUGGUUGCUUGAACAACUGUCAGGAAAUGCACUGGUUGCAGCACAAUAAUAGAAGAUUUGAUUAAAUACUUGGAACAUACAGGCAAGGAAAAAUCACAUAGAAGCAAGUGGUAUUGUCUGUGUGCUGAGAGGGGCAAUGAAACGGUCAUUGCCAAAUGGCCUCUAGUUGUAGGUUUUACAAAACAACACAAGAGUUGGAAAGGGAAAAUAUAUGUGACGAUUACACAUAUUAAAAAAUACUUAAUAUGAGAUGCUAUUUUGGUUGAGGGAAGGUUAAAAAGUUGUUUUGAUCAAGCUACAAAUAUCCAUAACCGGUUUAGCAGUUGGUUGUUCUUUAGUCCUCCAUGGAAAGCAGCAAUCAGGAGAUGAAAUUUGGCAAAUCCAGACCACAAGUACAGUGCAUGUAUCCAGCACUGGUUACAGUUGACCGAUGGAAUAACUUGCAACGCAGUUCACUGCCAUUGGAACUCUUCGCAUCUAGAUUAAAUUAUCUGGGAAGUGCUGUGAUUCGGAAAUAAAUUAUAGCUCCCGGAGCAAGAAAAUCCUGGAGGAGAGGAGACCCCAGCCCAGGUUCGCUCGGGGGCUGCGCGGCGCUCGCUCCCAGUGACGGGUCCUGGCGGCGGCUCCUCCUCCCGGGCAGGCGGACAGAGCCCGGGCUGGGGCUGCGGGACCCGGCGCGGGGCACAAAGCGGCUCUUAUAGCCGGCCCGCGGCGGCUCUGCCUCACACCACCGCACCCUGCCCGGAGCCCGCACCCCGCGGAGCCCGCACCCUGCCCGGAGCCCGCACCCUGCCCGGAGCCCGCAGCCUGCCCGGAGCCCGCAGCCUGCCCGGAGCCCGCACCCCUGCCCGGAGCCCGCACCGCCAUGGGACCCCACUGCCCGGCGCUGCCCCUGCUGCUGCUGCUGGGGACCGUUUACAAAGGCGCUUUUGGAGAAGCCGGUUUGAGACACCGAAGAGGAAUUCUUGAAUUAGCCGGAGCCGUUCGAUGCUCCACGGGACGAUCUCCCUUCGCCUACCUGCGCUACGGCUGCUACUGCGGGCUGGGCGGGAAGGGAUGGCCCAAGGACAGAGUGGACUGGUGCUGUUUUCAGCACGACUGCUGCUACGGGCGGGCCGAGCGGGCCGGCUGCCAGCCCAAGACGGAGGUUUACCAGUGGGAGUGCGAGGACAACGCUGUGGUGUGCGAAUCACUGGAAGACAAAUGUCAAAAAAUGGCAUGUGAAUGUGACCGUGAAGCUGCCAAAUGUUUCUCUAAGGCGCCCUAUCACACCAAAUUCCUUUUGUGGCCAGACUUUCUGUGUAGUGAGGUUCAGCCUUUGUGUAGGUAUUAGAUAGCCAACACCAGGCUUCAUGAAAAUUCUGUAUGGAUUUAAAUCGAAAAUUACUUUUUUUUUUAGUCUCAGUAAUGACAACACAUUAUCUUCCCCUUUCUUGAUCCUCUUUCUGCCGUCUCAGCCUUUUCACCCCACAAUGGCCAAAGUCAUUGUUUAUCCUCUUAUUUACCUUCUAGAACGUAUGGACUAAAAGCAAGUCCAUUAGCUCUGCUUAAGCUUUUAUUGGCUAAAUAGCAAUUUAUCAGCUUAUGGAGUAAUGAACUUUAAAUUAAUUUUGUUUUAUUCAGAUUUGCAGAUUUUUCAGAUUCAUCAUAUUAUUCUUUCCAUUCCCACGCCCCCAGCUCUAAGAUACAAACCAAACCUUUCCACUAACGUUUACCCUAAUACGCGUUAACUUUGAACUGACCACAAGAAACGCAUGAGGUGACAGUGUCAGCACAAGGAGCCCUCUCAUCCAUAUUAAACACUUACUGCGAAGCCUAAUUUAACUGCCGCAUCUCAUUCACCUGAAGUAGUCCUACCUGUAUUAAAAAUUGCCUAAUAGAA